AUGGCAUCCAUUAUGGGCGCGUGGUGUGUUUGGUGGCGCCUUGCUUGCCCAGUGACUUGCUGUAGCCCAGCAGAGCAUCUCUCUCAGCUACUUGGUACAUAUUCUGUUACCCCGCAAAAUCCGGGGUCUGUCAUCGAUGUCAUGUCUCCUUACUGCCUUAGAGCGCCCUCGUUGGGUUUUGCCAGGCCACCUCAACGACGAUGGCAGACUCUUGCCGACACCACAUUACCCCAGCACCGUUCCAUGGCUUCCUUUCAGAUCAAGCAAAAGCCAGAUGUCAUCGUUAUUGGUAGCGGUAUUGCUGGGCUUUCCGCAAGUAUCGCAGCAGCGGAAAAAGGCGCUUCGGUUCUUCUACUUGAACGCUCCCACGGCGAAGGUACUACCGCCCUCUCUGGUGGUAUUGUCUACGCUAGUGGGGGGACACAGCAACAAAAAGAAGCCGGAUACGAUGAUACCCCGGGAAGCAUGUUUGCAUACUUACGCCAGGAGAUUGGAGACGUGGUGAAGGAGAAGAUGCUGAAGCGAUUCUGUGACGAGAGUCCCGGAGUGAUCAAGUGGUUGGAGAAGCACGGUGCUCGCUUCAAGAGGGCUUUGAGUCCAUACAAGACGAGCUAUCCCAACACUCAGCAUUACCUCUACUUUUCGGGUUCCGAAAAGGCAUAUCCGUACUCAUCACUCGCGAAGCCUGCACCGCGAGGGCAUCGAAUGGUGUACGAUGGAUUCUCCGGAGCCGGAAUCGCCAAUGCCUUACUUGAUGGGGCCAGACAACUUGGUGUUCAGAUUGUACCAGCCAGCAAAGUUGAGAAGAUUCUUUUGGCCAAAGAUGGCUCCGUCCGAGGAGUCGAGUACCUCACACGAGCCAACUCAUCCUCAAAGCUUGCCAAGCAUGAGAAGCUGACCAGGCGGGCUCUCAACUACCAAAUCACGUUGCCUCUCAUCGCAGGAUGGCUUCAUAAUCGUGCCAGUAAAACAUUUGAGCACAACGCUCAAUUUGCCACUACCAAAGCACCAACUAUCAUCCUUACAACCAAAGGUUUCUCCUACAGUCCUGAAAUGCGAAAGAAACAUCUUCCCGACUUCCAGGGCGUCACUCCCUUUGGAACACCAGCUGACGAUGGCUCUGGUAUCAUGCUAGGAGUAUCCGUUGGAGGCUCCACAUCCUACAUUGGCUUACCUCCUGUAUUGAAGAUGCAGAGGUACCAUUGGCUAUACUGGGACCACAAGAAGGCCAGGUCUCUUGAGAAUCUCGCCAAGAAAUUCGGAAUUUCACCCCAGGGCUUGAGGCAGACUGUUGAUGCCUACAGCGAUGCCAUCAAAAACGACAAACCUGACCCGGCAAACAAGAUGCCCAACACACGGUCCCCCAUCCUGAAACCGCUAUUUUACGGUAUUGAUAUAUUUAUCAAAUUGACAAAAGGUCUUCAGCAAGUUGUUAGACUGUCGCUUGGUGGUCUUCGAGUCGAGGAGGAGUCAGGGUUGGUUCUUGAUGAGGCUGGCAAGACAAUCAAAGGUUUGUAUGCCGCGGGGAGGAAUGCUGUUGGUAUUUGUUCAAGCACGUAUGAAUCUUUUGCCGCUCGCUAG
Messenger RNA from Fusarium vanettenii 77-13-4, 1581 nucleotides. RefSeq lists its product as uncharacterized. The coding region runs from base 1 to 1581 and encodes 526 amino acids. The transcript is spliced from 5 exons. Lineage: Eukaryota; Fungi; Ascomycota; Sordariomycetes; Hypocreales; Nectriaceae. The record is from RefSeq and is a predicted model, not a curated record.